AUGUGGAUGCUUGAGCAUGCCCCUUUCGACUGGAGUGCGGCCCAGGCUCUCGAGGCUGUAUCGAGCAUCUUUGCAGAAGUGACCAUGACUCGUCAGCAGCGCACGCGUAAGGGAAUCAACUUCUUUUUCAAAGCUGCUCACACCACUGAUCACGAUGUCGUUGCCCUUCCUUUUGAUGAUGGGGACCAGACUGAAAUUAUGUGGUGCAGAUGGGCGCCGGUCCGCGCAAGACCCCAAGCCCAAACCAUCAGAACGAAUGGCUCCUGGUCGCUGUUGCCUCCGCGUGACCCCUUUGGGGAAACCACCAAGGUUGCACAAGUUGUUCAGCCGGAAGAGGACGAAAAUCAGCCGGAGGAUGACGCUGCCAUGAAAUCGGCCAACUCAAAGGAGGCUGCUCAGGAAGCUAAAGAGGCCAAGGAUGAGAAAGAGGCAAAAAGGGGCUCCCCGAGCAAAGGCACGGGCGCUGCAAAACGCACGUGCACUGAAACCCGGGACCUUCCCAAAGGCAUGGUGCAAGAAAGCGCCCCGACCGACGGUAAUUGCCUUUUUUUCCAUGCUGCAUCCUCGGCCUUAGCUCAUGUUCUCAAGACCAAGCCAGAACCGCACAGCGUAUUACGCGCCAAAGUAGCACAACACUUUACUAAACACAAAGAGCGGUACGAACUUGCUUGGGAUAGAGAGAUGCCUAACAAGGCUCCCGCCAGUUCGUUUACAGAGUAUAUCAAUGCUAUAGCGGAGGUCGGGACAUGGUCAGGCCAUCUAGAACUCGCCGCACUAGGGCGCAUUUUUGACGUUAAAUUCGUCAUUUACCCCCGGUCGCCUGAACUUGAGGUGUGCGCUGUCCAUGUUCAGCAGCGUAAAAGGGUUGUAGUCUUGGCUUUUAAUGGCAGCCAUUAUGAGUGGCUCCGGCCAGUCGAUAAACUGCCGCAGGAACUGCGAGAUGUUGUUACUGCCCCGCCAAACGUGCCCAUGACAGGGGGUGGCAAAACAUCCUCUGUUGGAACCAGCGCUGCUGCUUCGAGGCACUCGGUCUGGACAUUGCCCUCACAGCGCUCGUGCAGUCACAAGUCGGUCUGGACAAAGGCCCAGGUCACCAUCAGCUCGAGCAAAGGAUCAGUUUGGACCGAGCCCGGAUCCCCUGCUGAACAAGGCAGGAAUGAGGAUGUGUCCGUGCUCCCCGCUGCCUCUGAGACGACGGCGGUUGCAAGCCAUGAUCAGCAUGAUGGAGAACUCCUCACCGGCCCUACCCCACCAACUGACCGCCAAAUCAGGUACUGGGGCCGUGCGGGGCUGUGUCUUGAUCGUAAGACUGCUGUUGUCUGUCCUUUGUGCCCUUUCAGGGCCACCGCCAAAAAUGCCAUUGCCCGCCAGACCAUGCUUUAUAGCCAUUACAAAGCCCAUCACCCUGGUCAGGUACCUUCAGGCGUGUUGCAUGGUCGGCGGCAGCCUUCUCUGAUUCGUGCAGGCCGAGGCCAGGCGCUUCACUGGAAGUGCCCGAUUUGCAAUUUCGGGAUUGCCGCGCAGGAUGCUUUUUCAAAAAGUGCAGACGCUGUCACUGCUGACAAGCGGGCCCACUGCACGCAAGCACAUCCUGAUACUUCCUGGAAAAAGUUCAAGGCCCUUGACCGUGCCAGCACCAUUGAGAAGGCGGCCGUCACACGAAGGGGCCGUGAGUGCAUCAAGCGCCUUAGCAAAGCCAAGGGUACUGACCUUGAGGGUUUUAGGUUGUUCUGCUGGCCGAGGGCAGCGCCUUCCAAAACCUUUAAGGCUCAAGGUGGUCUUGCGGCAUCUUUUGGAUGGAUGUGUCUGAACUGCUGCGGUCCCUUUCGCACCUCUGGGGAUGCCCUUUCCCACGCCAAAAGGGGACUGUGUAACAAGGAGACCGCCCAAAAGAAAGCCAAGCGCCGUGUCAAGGCCAUUGAAGUGCUUGCCAAGGCUCAUGGCAAAAACACGCCUCCCGGAGCGAAAAAGCAGCGUGAGAGCAAAUUGCUCCAACAGGCCCGAGACAUUUUCAAUUUGCCGUUUUCGUCCGACUAG
Molecule: messenger RNA, 2037 nt
Organism: Symbiodinium sp. CCMP2592
Lineage: Eukaryota; Dinophyceae; Suessiales; Symbiodiniaceae
Source: the annotation of a GenBank genome assembly